AUGCCAGCGCCUGGAAAUUCCACAUCAACUGCGGAACCUGACAAACCGACAUCAGUGGCACCAUUACUGAGAUCGACUUCAACAAGCUCUCACGUGAUACCAUCGAGCACAGCUUUGCUUCCGACAUCAACAACUGUACUGCCAGAUUCUCUCACGACAGGAACGACUUCUACGAAUUCUACGAGCAGUCCACCAACAAGUACCACCACACUGCCUUCUACAACUACGACAAUGCCAAGUUCAUCGCCAUCUUCGGUGACCACGACCUCAACAUCAUCAUCAUUGCCCACGACAACUACAGCAAGUUCUACGAGCAGUCCACCAACAACAAGGUCUACAGAGCAGUUCACUCAACAAGUAUCCACUCACACUAGCCCUCUACAAACUUACGACAAUGCCAGUUCAUCGCCUUCAUUCGGUGACCACGACCUCAACAUCAUCAUCGUUGCCCACGACCACUACAGCAAGCUCUACGAGCAGUCCACCAACAAGUACCACCACACUGCCCUCUACAACUACGACACUGCCAAGUUCAUCGCCUUCUUCGGUGACCACGACCUCAACAUCAUCAUCAUUGCCCACGACAACUACAGCAAGCUCUACGAGCAGUCCACCAACAAGUACCACCACACUGCCCUCUACAACUACGACACUGCCAAGUUCAUCGCCUUCUUCGGUGACCACGACCUCAACAUCAUCAUCAUUGCCCACGACAACUACAGCAAGCUCUACGAGCAGUCCACCAACAAGUACCACCACACUGCCCUCUACAACUACGACACUGCCAAUUACCACUGCCUUCACAACCUGCCACACAUGAAUAAGUCAUUCGCCCCUCUUCUCGGUACUCACCACCUCAACAUUCGAUCAUCACGUGCCCACGACCACUACAGCAACCUCUACGAGCAGUCCACCAACAAGUACCACCACACUGCCCUCUACAACUACGACACUGCCAAGUUCAUCGCCUUCUUCGGUGACCACGACCUCAACAUCAUCAUCAUUGCCCACGACAACUACAGCAAGUUCUACGAGCAGUCCACCAACAAGUACCACCACACUGCCCUCUACAACUACGACACUGCCAAGUUCAUCGCCUUCUUCGGUGACCACGACCUCAACAUCAUCAUCAUUGCCCACGACAACUACAGCAAGCUCUACGAGCAGUCCACCAACAAGUACCACCACACUGCCCUCUACAACUACGAAUGCCAAGUUCAUCGC
Messenger RNA from Cooperia oncophora, 1224 nucleotides. Lineage: Eukaryota; Metazoa; Nematoda; Chromadorea; Rhabditida; Trichostrongylidae. The record is from the annotation of a GenBank genome assembly.